AUGCAACCCCCGACACAACUCAUUUUGGGCUUGAGAACGGAGUAUCUAUUCAUUAUGAGCAGUUCUCGCAACGAAGAAGGAGGGAAAAAACGUAAGGGAAAAGGAACGAGGGACUCAAAAAGAAGAAAUCAGCGAACUCGUGGAGACUAUACCAGUAGGGUGACAACAGCUGGUGCAGGCACCCCAGAUGAUCCUUCUAUAUUCUGGUACCUGGGUCGUCCGAAGAAAGGGGCGGGUGAACUUUACGAACAGAUGAUCCGUGAUGCGGCUGUGGUAACUGGUCUAGGAGUGUGGUACAUCAGGAGUCUUGCUCACGACACUACCUCACUUGGUGGCUCAUAUGUUCGCGAUGAUCCACACAUCACUGUCUUCGCAGAUCAAAAUUUGGGGGGGAGCUCAGAUGAAGAUUUCGACUAUGAAGGCCAUAUUUACGUUGCUAGGGAUGAGGAUGGCACUCCAUAUCGACUCCUUCACCCCGAAGAGUUUGAAUUCCCCGAUCUGUCUGCUCCUGUGGUCCUUUACAGUGCUGAACAGGAGCCUAUGCCUUAUUACUUGGACGAUGCGUAUUAUGAUAACUACGACUAUGUAGAAGAUGAACCGCAGGCCGAUGCAGGUACAAGUGAAUCUAAGGGCAAGAAAAAGAGAAAGAGGAGAGGGAAAAAAUAG
Colletotrichum truncatum is the source of this 666-nucleotide messenger RNA. RefSeq lists its product as uncharacterized. NCBI's taxonomy places the organism in Eukaryota, Fungi, Ascomycota, Sordariomycetes, Glomerellales, Glomerellaceae. The record is from RefSeq and is a predicted model, not a curated record.